Colletotrichum costaricense is the source of this 417-nucleotide messenger RNA. RefSeq lists its product as uncharacterized. The record is from RefSeq and is a predicted model, not a curated record. The transcript has a single exon. The annotation marks the transcript as partial. Lineage: Eukaryota; Fungi; Ascomycota; Sordariomycetes; Glomerellales; Glomerellaceae.
GAGUGGCACAGAGAGAUCUGGCGAAAGAGAAGGCUUGAGACAGAGGCCAAGACAACGUUCCAGUCCGACGAGGGUUUGUCGAAGGAGACGAGAGUGUGCCGGGUGAGCUUGGGAGAGGAGAGGAGAAUAGAGAAAGAAGAAAGAACAGCAGAGACGACAAGGUCAAUGCGAAGGGAUCCUCGAGGUCUUAAUAUGGGGAAGGGGAAGGUUGAAAUUCUGGAUGAGAGAGUGUGUGACCCGUCACCCAGAGAGAGAGGAGUGGAUAAUGUGCUGGGACUAAGACCAGCGGCUCCUCCCCUCCCACCUUUUCCCCUUGCCUUACCUUACGGAUACCGUGCCUUGCCUUCCCCUUCGUCAACACCCCUCCACCCUGGUACACCAAGUACCAAGUAUAUAUUUGUAUGGACGGAUACGUAG